ACCGAGUACCGAGUGAGGUCCCUCCUCCGGCAGAGAAAUCGAAAGUUAACAGAAAAAACUCCUCUAUUUGCUGGAAGGUGCAGUUUUUACUGCAAGUUUCGUAACUUACGUUUCUGCGGAAUUUUAACUUCAAUCAACAUGGCAUCUCCUCAGAUUCCGUUUUAUAACCCGAAAAUCCCCUUCACUGGAUCUAUACACGGUGGUCUACAGAAUGGGACUGCGAUCAACAUCAGUGGUCGAGUCCCUUCUUUCGCUGACAGGUUCCAUGUGAAUUUACAGUGUGGCUCCGGGACCAAUGCCGACGUUGCUUUUCAUUUUAACCCGCGGUACAGCUUUUUCUCAUGUGUGGUCACCAACACCUUCCAGCAUGGCAACUGGGGCGUCGAAGAGAGGAAGGACAACUCUGUGUUACAGUCUGACAUGACCUUCACCCUCCUCAUCACAGUCACCCAGAGUUGUUACCAGGUGAUUAUUAACGGCUGCCACUUUAUGGACUACAGGCAUCGUAUUCCAUUUAAUAGAGUGGACACCAUCGCUGUAGUAGGAGAUGUCGAAAUCACCUCUAUUUCCUUUCAAAACCCAAUGUUUCCAGGACAUGGGUUUCCUGCUCAGCCUGGAUUCCCUGCACAGCCUGGAUUCCCUGCACAGCCUGGAUUCCCUGCUCAGCCUGGAUAUUCUUUUCCUAAUUUUACUCAACCUACUUUCCCCUCUUGCCCAGUGUUCCCCCAUCAGCCUGUCAUUCCGGCUCAGCCAGGCUUUCCUUCUUCAAUGUUUGCCGUUCCGUACAAAACUUCCAUCAAUGGUGGACUCAAACCUGGCAAGACUAUCACGAUCCAUGGAAAUGUGCACCCCAAUGCUAACAGGUUCUUAUUGAAUCUCAGCUAUAGUUCUGGGGUUGCUCUGCAUUACAACCCUCGGUUUGAUGAGAACACUGUGGUGAGGAACACCAAGCAGGGAUCGAACUGGGGCAGUGAGGAGCGUACUGGAGGGAUGCCCUUCCACCGGGGGCAGCCUUUCAUGUUGACUAUCCACUGUGACAAUCACAACUUCAAGAUUCUGGUGAACGGGGUGCAGACUCACACCUACCGUUACCGGGUCACCCCUCUCAGAAACAUUCAGACCCUGGAGAUUGAAGGUGACAUCUCACUGUCGUCUGUGAUGGUGUAGACAAACAUCAUCACCCACACAGUCGCAGUAGACUGCAUUAAUUAAACAUUCCAUGCUUAACAAUCAAUCUAAAUCAGUGAUUCCACUUCAAUUAUGUGAUUUUUUUUUUCUGUAGCAGAUGCUUAUAAAAACUAAAAGACUGAAUAGUUUUUUGAAGAAGAUAUUUGAGCGUGUCUUUUCUGAAAGUAAAAUGCAAUAUAUUUCAUUACGUAUAUAUGCUGUGUGACAUCUUUGUCAUGUUUUGCAGUUUGGGAGUUUUCUAUUGUAAAACAUGUCUUGGCUUUAAAAAGUUUGUGAAAUUUUUUCAUUUUUUUCUGGUAAAAGAUUGUACAGUGCAGCUGUACUUUUCUGUAAACAGAGUUUUUCAAUUUAUGCUUUGUUCAAAUAAAGUUUGUGAAGCUCGCAA
Cynoglossus semilaevis (tongue sole) is the source of this 1573-nucleotide messenger RNA. RefSeq names its product galectin-9-like. Gene Ontology annotation, molecular function: carbohydrate binding; galactoside binding. The transcript has 8 exons. Lineage: Eukaryota; Metazoa; Chordata; Actinopteri; Pleuronectiformes; Cynoglossidae. Gene Ontology annotation, biological process: negative regulation of type II interferon production; negative regulation of CD4-positive, alpha-beta T cell proliferation; positive regulation of gene expression. The coding region runs from base 139 to 1167 and encodes 342 amino acids. Gene Ontology annotation, cellular component: nucleus; cytosol. The record is from RefSeq and is a predicted model, not a curated record.